Messenger RNA from Molossus molossus (Pallas's mastiff bat), 954 nucleotides. RefSeq names its product olfactory receptor 5B17-like. The transcript has a single exon. Lineage: Eukaryota; Metazoa; Chordata; Mammalia; Chiroptera; Molossidae. The record is from RefSeq and is a predicted model, not a curated record. Gene Ontology annotation, biological process: sensory perception of smell; G protein-coupled receptor signaling pathway. Gene Ontology annotation, cellular component: membrane. Bases 7 to 954 code for a protein of 315 amino acids. Gene Ontology annotation, molecular function: olfactory receptor activity; odorant binding; G protein-coupled receptor activity.
ACAUCUAUGGAGAACAAUACAAAGGUGAGAGAAUUCAUUCUUCUAGGACUAACCAAUGCCCCAGAACUGCAGGUCCCCCUCUUUAUAAUAUUCACCCUCAUCUACCUCAACACUGCGAUUGGCAACCUGGGGAUGAUCAUGUUGAUCCUGCUGGACUCUCGUCUCCACACUCCUAUGUACUUUUUCCUUAGUAAUCUGUCUCUGGUGGAUUUUUGUUACUCUUCAACCAUCACUCCAAAGAUGAUGGCUGGGUUUAUAACAGGAGACAUGGUCAUCUCCUACAAUGCUUGUGCUGCUCAGAUGUUCUUUUUUAUAGUCUUUGCCACCGUGGAAAGUUACCUCUUGGCCUCCAUGGCUUAUGACCGCUAUACAGCAGUGUGCAAACCCCUGCAUUACACCACCACCAUGACGACAGGGGUGUGUGCUUGUAUGGCCAUAGGCUGCUAUAUCCUUGGCUUUUUGAAUGCUUCUAUUAAUGUUGGAGACACAUUCAAUCUCCCUUUUUGUAUGUCCAAUGUAAUCCAUCACUUUUUCUGUGAUGUUCCAGCAGUCAUGACUCUGACUUGCUCUGGUAAACGUAUCAGUGAACUGAUUCUUGUUUUUAUUUCAAGUUUUAAUGUCUUUCUUGCACUUUUUGUUAUCUUUAUUUCCUACCUGUUCAUAUUUCUUACCAUUUCGAAGAUGCACUCAAGAAAGAGAUACAAGAAGGCUUUAUCUACCUGUGCUUCUCACUUUGUUACAGUUUUCAUAUUUUAUGGGACUGUCAUCACUAUGUACUUAAAACCAAGUUCCAGUCAUUCCAUGGACACAGACAGAAUUGCAUCUGUGUUCUAUACUAUGGUCAUCCCCAUGCUGAACCCUGCGGUCUACAGCCUGAGGAACAAAGAGGUCAAGAGUGCAUUUAAGAAAGUUGUUGAGAAAGCUAAAUUGUCUCUGUUUUGUCGUAAUGUAUAG